AUGAACAUGCAUCACAUCUUGGCAUCACCGGAAUCAAGCGCCAUUGAGUUGGCUCCUAUCAAUGAAAUGACAUAUUCUUCCAACAAGCCAGCAAGUCCCAAUCAUCCUCCUGCGUUUCUUGAACCUGCUCCAAUCAUUGAAAAUUACCGCUGUAAUGGCACAUCUGUACCUCGCAUCUUUUCUGCAUUCAGUGCGAAUCUGAAAGAUGUUCCUUCGCUGGUGCCUUCCUCAGCAUCUUCCAUCUCUUCUGAUGCAUCGAAUCCUCCCUCCCCUCUUUCCAAUGUAAAUAGCUUCCAACAACAUACUUACAAUGAUAACACUCCCCAAAUACCCUGUCGUCAUGCCUCUUUAUUACAAACCAUUCAACCAAAGCCUAAUUGCCCUAGCAUAUGCCCUGUCGCUCAUUCAUCUUCUCCGGCCUCCAACUGGUCAAGAAACAGCAAUCAUGCCAUGGUAGAUGCCUCGGGGUUACCUUUAUCUCCCACUAUGAUGGCUGCUUCUGCUGCCGCCAAUGCUGCUUCUGCUCAAAACCAUACUGGCUCUAUUGUAGAGAGCACAUUCCUCAACUCUCUUAGUUUAUCUUCUGAUGAUGACAAUGCGGGAAAGAGACAGCGCCUCAACGAUGAAGAUAGCAAUGUCAUGGGUCAAGCUCGUGCCACUGCCACUGCUGCUGCUGCUGCUCCUUCAUCAGUCCCUGCCAACCCUACUUCAAGUGAGUCAUCAUUUGCUCGCGUGUCAUUCAUGGUACACGGCGUCAAACGCACAUGCCCCAUGGGUGCUGAUCAGCGAAUGUUCCUGACCAAGAACGCUCAUAUCAAGCGUCCUCGUAACGCAUGGAUCCACUUUCGUUGUCAUUACGGUCAAGCCUUGAAAUCGCAAGACCCAACACUUCGCGCAGAAGAAAUUUCCAAACGUGCCUCUCGUCGUUGGGCUCGCUUGUCUGAAAAUGAAAAAAAGCCAUGGCACGAUUUAGCCGAGCAAGAUAAACAAGCCCAUAAAGCAGCCUUCCCUGAAUACAGAUACUGUCCAAGAAGAUCCAAUACUGCUGCUAUGAUUGCUAGUCAGAAUGCUGUAAAGAAUCAACAGUAA
Messenger RNA from Mucor velutinosus, 1089 nucleotides. RefSeq lists its product as uncharacterized. The record is from RefSeq and is a predicted model, not a curated record. The coding region runs from base 1 to 1089 and encodes 362 amino acids. Lineage: Eukaryota; Fungi; Mucoromycota; Mucoromycetes; Mucorales; Mucoraceae. Gene Ontology annotation, biological process: cell differentiation; anatomical structure morphogenesis; negative regulation of transcription by RNA polymerase II. Gene Ontology annotation, molecular function: RNA polymerase II cis-regulatory region sequence-specific DNA binding; DNA-binding transcription factor activity, RNA polymerase II-specific. The transcript has 4 exons.